Molecule: messenger RNA, 3983 nt
Organism: Physcomitrium patens
Lineage: Eukaryota; Viridiplantae; Streptophyta; Bryopsida; Funariales; Funariaceae
Biological process (GO): double-strand break repair via homologous recombination; reciprocal meiotic recombination
Cellular component (GO): nucleus
Molecular function (GO): DNA translocase activity; ATP binding
Source: RefSeq, a predicted model, not a curated record
UUGCCUUCCUGAAGACACUUUGCAGUGUCCCAUCUGAGCGCGCGAGCUUCACACUGCGUUUGUCUUCCUUGGCAUCGACGAGCCCUUUGUUGUUAGCUCGAUCUGAGCUGCUGUGGUUGCGAGAAGGAAGCGUGAAGAAAUUCGGGAGAUAUUGAGAUGAUUUUGGACAUUUUUGGCCGUUUGUGAACGAAGGUUGCGGUGGUCGUAGGGGCUGUCUGCGUACGCGUUGCAUUUUCGUUGGAGAAUGAAUUUCUGUGGCGGGAUUGGAUAGGUGAGGUCUCCUGUCGCAGAGACUUUGUUGACGAGCAUUUUGGUCGAUGCAAUUUCUGGUGCUUCCAGAGAGCUACAUUCAUGUGCUUCAAUUUAUGCGAGGUUAGUGAACCGUGGAUCAAUCUCAAAACUCUCCACUAUGAGGAGAUCGGCUGCUCCAAGCAUGCUUGCAAAGAAACUUCAGGAACAGGGGAAAGAGAAUGUUAUUAAUGCAAAAUCUGCUAUCUUCGAGAAAGCUGGCGGAAGUGAACCCUUUCGGAACAUCAUACCAAGCAGGAAAAGGUUCAGAACACCUUUCACCUCACCGCAGGCAGUUGUUUCCCCUAGAACGAAGUUGCACUCUGCAGGUGGAACAGAAAGCUACGGAUCUGAAGGACUUGCAAUAUGUAAGGGCUCUAACGUGGUUAGAGAUGCUCCCACUGCAGGGAGGAAACCCUCCCAGGUACUCCAACUGAUGCAAUCUAGAAGAAUUGGGACGAUGAGUAACAUCUCCUCCACUGUCUCUGACCAGUGUGAUAAACUUUCGCCUCAAUCCGCAAGUCCAUUGGAUCUCUAUUCCGCAUCCGAUAUUGUGGAGAAAGUUGCAUUCGAGGAAGGAAACUCCGACUUGUUUUCAAAGGCAGAUCUCGAAACAAUUCCUGGGAAUUCUUCGUCGUUUGAAUCCUCUUGUGCAGUUGGUGCGAAACGGGAUUGUCCCGAGGAUGGCGAGUUGGAAAACGCAAGUUUGGAUGUUCGGAAGAAACAUUGUCCUGCUGAGAAAGAGGGAGAACCUCUGUUGUCAGAAAAAGGUUUGUGCGUCGAACAAGCAGCAGCGAUCUCAAAGGAAACAGUUGCUUGUGCGUAUGACCGUUUAAAUGAAGAUCUCAAGCUAGAUCUGAUACCAUCGGGCGGUGCAGAUACAGUUAACUUGAAAGAAAAUUUGGAGUCCACAAGCAAUAAAGGAGAAGGGGAGCCAUAUGUCCAUGUGAAGGAAGAUCACAAUGAUGAAGUAGUGUCUCUCAGUUCAAAGCCUACGAAUCCUGAAGAGACUUUGCACGGUCCCCAUCGCCAGUUCUCAUCUCUUCAUGGUGUAAAUUUGCUAGAGGCAGUGAAUCAUACGCACGAGCUGCCGACAACAGUGCAUUACUUGGUUAUGUAUUGCCCGCGCAAAAAAAAUGCUAAGCGAAAAGGUCCCUGGUCUGAUGGUAUUAUUGUUUGUCAAGGGCGAUCGUGCACUCUCCAAGACAUGGAUAGUAAAGUUGUUAGUAAAUCGAAUUUUCAAGGAUUGAAGGAUAUGCCAGAAGGAGCCACUCUUGAGGUCGGAAAAUUUGAGGUAGAGGUGAUGAGAAAAGCUUCUAAUGAAGAAGUUCUCAGUGGUACUUUGUAUAUGGCUAACAAGCUUCUUCCGUCAAUUCCAAUUCAGUGUCCAUUGAAGACGUUGAAGAAACAGCCGUUCAAAAGUUCAAAGCUGGAUGGAUCACAACAGUCCAGCCGCAGGGACAAAGGACCAUUCAUGAUACCAAUGGACGCUUGGAAGCUGAACGAGGAUUCAUCUACAGAGGUUCCUGUCGUCGUGGAUCCGUAUAUUGCAUCAAAGUUGAGGCCGCAUCAAAAAGAUGGAGUGAUGUUCAUGUAUGAAUGUAUCAUGGGACUAAGAUCGAACUCCUUCUGCGGAUGUUUGCUAGCUGAUGAAAUGGGUCUUGGCAAGACUCUGCAAGUAAUCACCUUAAUAUGGACAAUUUUGAAGCAGGGUCCUGGCGGUUCUCCAGCUGUCAAGCGUGUCCUGGUCGUUUGCCCCUCGUCUCUUGUUCAUAACUGGGGGAACGAGGUUCACAAAUGGCUUGGGAGGGAGAGAUUGAGGUUUAUGGCGGUACAUGCAGGAACUGCGUACAGGGAGGCUGCUCAGAAAUUUGCAGAUUUUAAAGCUGGAUUCUCCAGUCCGCUCUUGAUAACAUCCUACGAAAUUCUACGGAAACACAUCGACAUAAUUGCAUCCACCAAACCGGGGCUACUGGUUUGUGAUGAGGCUCAUCGCCUCAAGAACUGUGCUGGUAACAAGACCAUUGAUGCUCUCGUUGGGCUUCAAUGCCCUCGUAAAAUUCUUCUGACCGGAACUCCUGUCCAGAACGAUCUAAACGAGUUUUAUGCUAUGAUUGACUUUGCCAAUCCAGGGCUUUUAGGCCCUCUUUCUUCGUUUAAGCGGAUAUUCGCAGAGCCUAUUGAGCGAAGUCAGGAUCGCACUGCAAGUGAAGAGGAGCAAAAGUUGGGACAAGCCAGAUCCCUUGAACUUCAAUCGAGAACUGAAUUCUGCAUUCUUCGGAGGACAGCAAACAUAAACGAAGCAUACUUACCUACCAAAACAGAAUUUUUUGUGUUUUGCAGAUUACAUCUACUUCAGAUCUCUUUCUAUAAUAUCAUCACUGCCAGAGCACUUAGGUCGGUGUACAUGACCGAAAAUGUUUCAGCUACGAUCUUAUCCUCAAUAACCUCUUUGAGGAAGUUGUGUAGCCACCCUCAACUUAGUUACAACGAUAUCAUUGAAGGCACAAACCUGGAUGCGGAGCUAAAAUCUCAGAUAAUUGCUGCUGGAUUAAGCAGAUUUAGUGACAGUACAGAUAACAUUGAAGUCCUCCAAUCAAGGGCGAGCCUGUCAGAUGAAGGAUGGAAGUUUUCUGGGAAAUUGGCAUGUUUAUAUUGGCUCCUCCGGACAGUUUACACAAGCCGUACAGCUAGGCAAAAGGAUAGGGUGGUGGUGGUUUCCAAUUUUACUCGAACAUUGGACUUAAUUCAGGAUAUGUGCACGAGUCAGGGUUGGAAUUGGUUACGACUGGACGGUUCGACGGAAGCAUCUAAACGGCAACUACUCGUUGAUCAAUUAAACAGUGGCGUUGGAGAUGUGUUUGUGUUCCUUCUGUCAUCAAAGGCUGGUGGAACUGGUCUUAACCUGAUCGGGGCCAAUAGGCUUGUACUGUUUGAUCCUGACUGGAAUCCAGCUACCGACUCCCAGGCGAUUGCUCGUAUAUGGAGAGAAGGGCAGCUAAAACCAGUCCUGAUAUACAGGCUUCUGUCGACUGGCAGCAUCGAAGAAAAAAUCUAUCAGCGUCAGAUAAUGAAAGGAGGAAUGUCUGCAGCUGUGGAAGGAGAUGCGGAUGUCCAUACCAAAAAGAGCAACAUAGGUCGUCAUUUUUCCAAGGAAGAGCUCAAAGAGCUUUUCACAUUAAAUCUGGCGACAAAUUGCGACACUUUCGACCUCAUCUCCAGGACAAAAACGGCUCCUGCCAAGACCUGGAUGGAUGAUUCAGAAAACGUUGACGAUCCUGCGCUUCAGAGUGCUAUCAAGUCAGGAAUCGUGUCAUUCGUGUACAACGACAGACGUCCAGCACCACAGCAACUCGCAACAGUCUGAGUUUGACUGCCUCAAUUUUAUAUCUACUAUCAUAACCCAGAACUAUCAAUCGUCAUCGAGAAGUAGUAUCCCUUAGCUUUGUCCGCGAUGGAAUUGGAGGGAAGGUUGGCUGCUCAUCCCAGAGAGCCCGGCCAGGUUCUUUUUACCAGCCUCCGGCACUCUCAUUGAAUAGAGCAUCGCUGCACAGAUUAGUCAGGAAAUAUGGUGUAUUCAUACGGAGCAGCUCUAACCCACCUGAAAAAAUUGAUCAACUAUUUUCAAGCCAAUUCUCCAGAUGCUAUUGGAAUAAAAUAAAACUAUACCAACCAUUGCGUCACAUUGCAAGGAA